Molecule: messenger RNA, 3973 nt
Organism: Maylandia zebra (zebra mbuna)
Lineage: Eukaryota; Metazoa; Chordata; Actinopteri; Cichliformes; Cichlidae
Gene: cep72
Product: centrosomal protein 72
Molecular function (GO): protein binding
Source: RefSeq, a predicted model, not a curated record
CUAAAACACCCGUGUCUCGGUAACUUUACAUCCAAGCUAAUAUAUACACUAUGUAGGAGUAAUCAGCAGCUAACUUUAAGGGCGACGUGCGGACAUUGAGCCUUCCGGGGACAUAUGAGGAGAAGAUCAGACACCUGGGAAAUGGUCUGAGUAACUUUAUCCGUCUGAAAUCUCUGGAUCUCUCCUGUAAUGCACUCGUUUCAGUUGAGGGUGUGCAACAUUUAAAAAUGCUACAGAGGCUGAUCCUCUACUAUAACUGCAUACCUUCUCUUGAAGAAGUGAAAGUACUGUUUGAGCUGCCAUCGUUAAAAGAGUUGGACCUCAGGCUCAACCCUCUGGCCAAAAAUAAUCCACAGUACCGCCUUUACUUGGUGCAUGCCAUGCCCACCCUGCGCAAGCUAGAUAGCUGUUCAGUCAGAGAUGCUGAGCGUAAAUCUGCCUUGAUGCAGUUCUCUUCUGAACUUCUUCCUCAGCAGAUGAGCUUCUCUUUGAAUCUGAUUGAUGAUCGAAGAAGCAGUGAUCGCAGACCAGCUUUAACUGACCGCUUAACCAAGAGCCUUUCUGUCCUGACCGACACUCGUGAUAUUGAGCUGAACUUUGUUGCCACAAAUGAUGGAGAGCAAAGUGAAGCUGUCUCUGUGUCAUUUCACAAGGAGGCCGAUGGUUUCAAAGAGAAAGUUUCUGAAGAUUUUAGAAAACAGAUGAGCUCAACUCCCAAACAGGAAACUGCUAAAUCCAUCCUCAGGUAUCCACUCACUAAAACCGAUAACAGUGAGUCCAAAGGGUCACAGAUGAAAGAUCUGUCUCAUCAAAAAAGCUGCACCUCAAUAAAAGUGCCUGAAAGACCAAAAGUGUCCUUUGGCCCCUACAUAGAGCAACGUAGACCUGCUCAUGGAAACCCAAAGCAAAAGGACUCUCCCAAACAAACCAGACAUCCAGCUAAAGGGCAUUUUACCCCAAAUCCAGAUGAAAGCCUCCGUCACAGUUCCUCAUUUAUUAAUAUCCGGCCUCCCAGUCCACGACGCCCUGGUUUGAAUCUGUCUGACCCUUUUAACCCCAUCUUGCAUCCUCCACGACUAACCUACUCCAGCUUCAACAAAACAGACGGGAGCUCCAGCCAGCCUGGGCAAGCUGAGAAGAAAAAAAAGGGUAGUUAUAGGAAACCCCUGGAGAUGCUCCUCAACCUCGUGGACAAACACUGGACAGGGGAGAGGUCACUGCAUCAAAACAACAACUUCCUGUCUCAGGCAGUCCAGAUCCUCUCCAUGAUGGAAAGCGAUAUUUCCAGUCGGGAAACUGAGGUCAGGACCCUACUGCGGGAAGCUGAUGCACUUCGCUUUCAAGCGGCAGCACGAGAGGAAGAGCACAAAACUGAAGUGCACAACCUCUCCGCUCAGCUGGAGGAAGCUCGGAGAGCGGUGGGCAAACUGAACGAGCAGCUGAGGGUCGUUUUAGAGGAAAACGUUGCUCUGCAGAAGCAGCUCAUCAAGUUAGAACGCCAAUAUCUGAAAUCUAUGAUGAAAAGCUCACAUGUGUCUCAGAUCAGAGAAGCUCAGGCCGAAGUAGAGGAACUGAAGAAAGAGAUCGAGGGGCUGAGGAAGAAAGUGCAGGAAGCUGAGAAAGUCAAAGAACUUUCAGAUAUGCUGCAAGAAAGCCACAGGUCUCUGGUGGCUACAAAUGAAUGCUUGUUAGCAGAGCUGAAGGGAAGUGGGGAACAUUAAUGCAGAAUUUGAACAAAGAGAUGCAUGCCAGGAUAAAAAUAUCAAAGCAGGACUAUGCCGACCGUCACAUUAGCAUGUGCCAGCAAAUAUAAACUGCUUAAAUUAUUUUAUUUUUAAAAUUACUGCAGAUUACUGCAAAAUUGUAGUAAGUGCUAUACCUUUUUUUAUUUUAUUCUUUUUUAUAAAUGUUUCUAUUAUUUAAAAAAAUGUGCAUAAGCUGCAUUUACUCGAUGUAAACAGUAACGGGGAAAGGCAAUUCAUUCAGGAAGCUUUGUGUAUGAGUGUGUGACAGGGCUGUUGUAUUAACAAAUGAUUUUCUGGGGGGGUGUUAGUGAAAAGGUCAUAAUGCAUUUCCUGGAUCUGUGGCGGGAUCGUCUCUCUUUUGGCUCCUUUUUUAGUUUUUUUUCUGUUUGUAGGUCAGUCUCCAUCUGCUUUGCACGCCGCAGUGGAAUGAAUGCAUCUAGAUUCCAGCUGCACUGUGACUUUAUUUAUACCUCUGCCUUCGGGCUGGAGAGAUGCGCAGGCAGACAUGCACUUUCCUCUUGCUAACACUAAAUCAAGCCCUGGCAAACCAGGUUAGAUGUUUGGAUGCUACACAAGCUGAAUGUCUUCUUUUUCUUUUUAUAUGAAUGUUACAGAUCGUUGGUUGGUACUACUUGUAGGGAGUAAACUCCACAAAAAAAGAAAGAAAAGAAAGCAAGAACAUAACUACUGUUUCAACAGACACUCCAAAACCUACUCAGCAGAGGUUCCAGGGUGUGCGUGCAUGGUUUCUUUUUUUUUUUUUUUAAUUUUCAAUAAUGCACUACAAAUCAUGAACACACUUUAAGAGAUCUAAAGAACAAGAACAAAAAAACAAACAGAAAACACACUGCAUGCACUGGGGCAUAAUAGUACAUUACAAGUUAUUUGAAGGAAAAAAGGACAAUAUUGUGUCUCCACAUUAAAAGGUGCACAGUAUUUGGCAUUAAGCACAGAAAACGGAUCAUACUCAAGCUACAAAAACACACUGAUAGCUGCUAGUUUUGCACUUGAUGCACGAGUCUUCAUCAGCUGAGGCUACAAGUAGUGUGUGACAUGAAUCUGUCAUUCUGCUGGAAAAAUAUUCUACAAAAGUAUAAUACUCGUUUGCAAUUUUCCCUUUUUCUGAUACAGUGUGUAAGGAAACAUUAAAAUCCCUGCGUUUGUUUGUUUUUUCUUCAGUUAAAUCUGUGCCUUGGAUGACUGUGCGCAUUAGGAGAUUUUUAUCAACAAAUAUUAGAGCAUUAGCUGACUUUGUACACGUACAGGUUCAUACAUAUUGAUUUCAAACAAUACAAGAUUUUGUCGUCUCACAAUUUCAUUACUUAAUGUUUUUUUUUAACAACACAAUGUUGUCCACCCAGUAGUCUCUUCUUACACCAGGCACAGCAGUUCCAAUAUAAUAUGACAGACUCCUACUGUCAUCUAUAUGCUGCUGAAUCAAAUGCAAUAUACAUAACAUGCACAAAGUACAGCAAUACAUAAUACAAAUAGAAAAUAAAACUUGAAGCCAGUGUCUUAAAUUAAUGUGGCUUUAACCUUUUUAGAAUAUACACAAUCUUACCACAAAUAUAUUAGAACUACUGUAUAGAAAUCUGAUCAGGAAGUAAAAUGUUAAAAAUACAAUCUUGUACAGUUAGGCUCAUCUCAUCUGUGGUUAGAGCUUUCUCUUUACCAAUUUAUUACUUAAAAUGCAUGUUAGCAAAACAGUUUGUGUAUAAUUAAAUAAAAUAUGGUAUGAUAAAGCUAGAUAAAGACUAAGAGGGAAAAAACAGGGAAGUCCUUUUAGGUUUUGUGUAAGAGCUUUAAGUAAGCUCGUUAAAUUCUGCAUGGGAGAGCUUUUGUUUUUAUAUGUAUUUACAAAAGCAAGAAGGUAUGAUAAAGGUCACAAAUAUUUAGUCUGAGAGGGGUGACUAACUUUCACAAAAAAAUCUCCCCAAAAAACGAUUUUCUUGGUUCGAACUAAAGGCAGAUUACUGAAAAGACAAGUGUGAGCUCAUAAAAUAACAAACAGCAGAUUUCAUGAAGACGAAACGGUUACUAAGUGCAGAUGGCGAACAGACAACGCUGAAAUCUGAAUGAAUUUAAGGUUUCGAAAGAGAAAAAUCAAUGAUCUCUGUCAAAAACCUGUGCCAAUUAUCUUUGAAAUGGCAAAACAAGCUAAACCGUGUAAUCAGCUAAACAUGGGAACAAAUGUUUCUAUUAAAAAGUGCAAAUGUAUAUUCACCAAA